AUGGCAUUUACAAUGAAGAGGUAUGAUGAAUUGGUGUUCUCAGUGGAAUCCCAAAAGGCAGUUCCUGCACCAUUUCUUACAAAGACUUACCAGCUUGUUGACGACCCUCUCACAGAUCACAUUGUCUCUUGGGGUGAAUAUGAUACAAGCUUUGUUGUGUGGACACCCCCUGAGUUUGCCAGGGAUCUUCUCCCAAACUAUUUUAAGCACAACAAUUUCUACAGUUUUGUCAAGCAACUCAAUACCUAUGGAUUCAAGAAAGUAGUGGCACACAGAUGGGAGUUUGCAAACGAGUAUUUCAGGAAAGGAGAAAAGCAGUUGCUAUCAGAGAUCCAUAGAAGAAAAACCCCUCAAAACCACCAAUACCACUACCAUGAACAACAACCUCAGUUUCUCAAAGCAGAAGAAAGCUUUGGUUGGAUGGAGUCUCCACCGCCAUCUAGGAAACCCAGCAUCGAUAUUCUAACAGCGCUUAGCCAAGACAAUCAGAGACUGCGGAGAAAGAACUACAUGCUAGUGUCUGAACUCACUCACAUGAAGAACCUUUACAAUGACAUUAUCUAUUUCAUCCAAAAUUAUGCAAAACCAAUGCCUUACCCGCAAAAGGCUAACAGCUUAGGACCGAAGAUCAUAGAAUUGGGUCCUUCUUUCGAGGAUCCAAUCCGUUCUGGCAUUGAAACUGCUCAAACCAGCGCUUUUGGCAAGUCAUCAGUGACUCUAACAGAAAAGGAGCCUAACAACAGAACUGUGAAGCUUUUCGGAGUCCCUCUAAAUGGCAGGAAACGAUUGCACCCUGAAAAGAUUAAUCAGCAAAAAUUGCAAUGCGGGUCUCCACUGAUUAGCUUUCUUUGGCAGGAUAUGUAA
Messenger RNA from Durio zibethinus, 864 nucleotides. The record is from RefSeq and is a predicted model, not a curated record. NCBI's taxonomy places the organism in Eukaryota, Viridiplantae, Streptophyta, Magnoliopsida, Malvales, Malvaceae.